Messenger RNA from Aspergillus homomorphus CBS 101889, 696 nucleotides. RefSeq names its product Sas10/Utp3/C1D family protein. The record is from RefSeq and is a predicted model, not a curated record. Gene Ontology annotation, biological process: regulation of gene expression; maturation of 5.8S rRNA. Bases 1 to 696 code for a protein of 231 amino acids. Gene Ontology annotation, molecular function: RNA binding; DNA binding. Gene Ontology annotation, cellular component: nucleolus; exosome (RNase complex). Lineage: Eukaryota; Fungi; Ascomycota; Eurotiomycetes; Eurotiales; Aspergillaceae. The transcript has 3 exons.
AUGGACGCGACGGAUCUACUUCCGCUGCUUGAGCAGCUGGACGAUAAUAUCGAUGAUCUUCAAGAGAUCCUCCAGCCUGUGUUGGAUAGCUCCGUCGUGAAAGCGUCCAACAACCUCCCAGUACUGGACAAAGCCAAGUUCCAUGUCUUAGUCACCUAUGCCUUGGAAUCUCUGAUCUUCUCUUGGUUGCGCCUGCACGGUGCCAACGCCAAGGAACACCCGGUUUUCCGAGAGCUGACGCGAGUAAAACAAUACUUCGAGAAGAUCAAAGAACUGGAAACGGAACCCGAGCAGCGCACUCUCAAGCUCGAUAAAGCAGCUGCCGCUCGCUUCAUCAAGCACGGUCUUGCUGGAAACGAUAAGAUUGAUCUAGAGCGCAAGGAACAGGAAGCGAAGGAAAAAGCGCGCGCACACCUCAAGGCAUCACUAUUGGCUAAAAAAGCAUCUCCAGCCUCCGACUCCGCGCUCAAAAAUGCCACCGACGAUUCCGAAUCCGAGUCAAAUGCUGAAAGCGAUGAAGAGGCCGCCAAACCCGCGAAGACUACCCAAAAGACCAAGAAAAAGCAACCCAGUGACGACAAGAAAAAGAGCAAGGACAAGCAACGGAAGAAGCUGAACAAAGAAGAGCGCAAAGAAGUCACGAAGGACCGGAGGAAGAAGAAGGGUGACAUGCGCAAAGCGAAGAAUCUCAAAUGA